CCUACUUGCCCAUCAAACAUAGCUACCACCCCUCCUCUUUAAAACCUACUCUCUUCUCCUUUGAUGAACACACCUCAAAUCCUACCACUCAACUCUGUUCUCGCAGUUUAAUUUGAUCUAUCUCCUCCCUAGUUCUCCCCGGCUUCUUCAAAAAGUGUUUUUUAUUAUAAGCGAUUAAUUCGACAAUACGAGGCUCUUAGAGAAGGAGCACCUGAUAGAAGAGUUUGGGGGGAGGCUAUACUGCUUCAUUGGAGAAUGAACGGAAAAAAGGGUAGUAAUAAUAUUGAGAUUAACAUCCCUUGUUCUGUGACCAAAGUCAAACAGCAUGAAUCCAGCAAGGGAGAAGAAGGAGAAGGAGGAGGAGGAGGAUUCUCCCUUAAGGCUUGGGUGUGGAACGUUUGGGAAUUUGCCAGAGAAGAUAGCAACAGAGUGAAAUUCUCACUGAAAGUGGGGCUGGCCGUGCUUCUUGUGUCUUUGCUUAUACUCUUCCGAGCACCUUAUGAAGUUUUUGGCACCAAUAUCAUCUGGUCUAUCCUCACUGUUGCCAUCAUGUUCGAAUAUACAGUCGGUGCAACUUUUAACAGAGGAUUUAACCGAGCUCUUGGGAGUUUGCUUGCCGGAGUCUUGGCCAUUAGUGUUGCUCAAGUAGCACUAAGCUCUGGACGCGUAGCUGAACCUAUCAUCAUUGGCUUUAGCAUCUUUAUAAUCGGAACCAUUACAUCGUUCAUGAAGUUGUGGCCAUCACUCGUGCCAUAUGAGUAUGGGUUCAGGGUCGUACUUUUCACCUAUUGUUUGAUCGUUGUUUCUGGGUAUCGCUUAUCGAUGGGAAACCCGAUGAGGACAGCAAUGGAUCGACUCUACUCUAUCGCCAUCGGAGGGUUUGUAGCUGUCUUAGUGAAUGUGCUUGUUUGUCCUAUUUGGGCUGGUGAGCAAUUGCAUAAGGAGCUAGUCAACAACUUUGACUCGGUGGCUGACUCACUUGAAGAAUGUGUUAGGAAAUAUCUAGAAGAUGAUGGGUCAGUGCACCCUGAAUUCUCCAAAACUGUUAUGGAUGAGUUUCCAGAUGAGCCUGCUUAUAGGAAGUGCCGGAACACAUUGAACUCAUCAGCAAAACUGGAGGUUUUGGCUGUGUCGGCAAAAUGGGAGCCACCGCACGGCAGAUUCAGGCACUUCUUCUAUCCCUGGUCAGAAUAUGUGAAAGUGGCAGCAGUUUUGAGAUAUUGUGCUUAUGAGGUUAUGGCACUUCAUGGAGUUUUGCACUCUGAAAUUCAGGCACCGUACAACCUCCGGAUUACAUUCCAAUCGGAGAUCCGAGAUGCGACGAACCACGCCGCAGAACUGGUAAGAAGUCUGGGUAAAGACAUCAGCGACAUGAAAAGAAGCACCAGAACAUCCCUACUGAAGAAACUCCACAGCUCAACAGAGCGACUCCAACGCGCCAUCGACAUACACUCUUACCUCCUCACAUCGCCGUCUGAACCACCGGACACCUACACCUACUCCAAGCCACUCACCAGGCUCUCUCUAACCUUGUCGAACACCUUCUCCGAUGCCGCCAGCCAACUGGCUGAUCUCGACAGCAGCAAUAGCCCCGAGAAGAACUCGAGCCAGCAACUAAACCAAAGCACGCAGCAGCAGCAGCAGCCGGAGCCUAACAAUUACCAUGAGCUGAUGAGGAAGCAGUCGAGGAGGCAGCAUUACUCGUGGCCACCUCGACAGGUUGAUGCUUUUGAAGAAGAGGGAUCUGCCGGAGACUACUUGCCGAGGAUGAAGGCGUUGGAAAGCACUGCAGCGUUGUCCCUGGCCAACUUCACAUCGCUGCUGAUAGAGUUUGUGGCCAGGCUUGAUCACUUGGUUGAAGCAGUUGAUGAGCUUUCUAAACUGGCCAAAUUCUAACUUGACAGGGGGGAAUAUUAUGGUAUACAAAGGAAAAGCUCCACAUAUGCAGAUUUAAUACCAAAAAUAAUCAUGUAAAAUAUGUGUUGCAGUUUCAAUAAAAAGGAAAAUCCAGAAAUAAGUUCCAUAAUUUUGACCUAUUUCCAAAGGAUUAUUUAUAAUACAUCAUUAACCGGUUUUAUUUU
This is a messenger RNA of Malus domestica (apple), 2081 nucleotides long. Its product is annotated as aluminum-activated malate transporter 9-like. Gene Ontology annotation, cellular component: plant-type vacuole membrane. NCBI's taxonomy places the organism in Eukaryota, Viridiplantae, Streptophyta, Magnoliopsida, Rosales, Rosaceae. The record is from RefSeq and is a predicted model, not a curated record. Gene Ontology annotation, biological process: malate transport.